ACUGCCCAGUCUACACUGCAUUUCACUACUCUGUCCCCUGUAGCUGAAGAUGGCCUCCACAAAGGAGAAACUCAUUGCUCAUGUGAGUAAGGAACAGCCCGCAGGGCCCACGAACAAGGUGACGGUGGUCGGAGUGGGAAUGGUGGGAAUGGCCGCCGCCAUCAGCAUCCUCCUCAAGGAUCUGACUGAUGAACUCGCCCUGGUGGACGUGAUGGAAGAUAAGCUGAAAGGAGAGGUUAUGGACCUGCAGCAUGGAAGCCUCUUUCUCAAGACACACAAGAUCGUGGCGGAUAAAGACUACAGUGUGACGGCAAACUCCAAACUGGUGGUUGUGACUGCUGGAGCCCGUCAGCAGGAGGGCGAGAGCCGCCUCAACCUCGUCCAGAGGAACGUCAACAUCUUCAAGUUCAUCAUCCCCAACAUCAUGAAGUACAGCCCCAACUGCAUCCUCCUGGUGGUCUCAAACCCAGUUGACAUCUUGACUUACGUGGCCUGGAAGUUGAGCGGUUUGCCCAGGAACCGUGUGAUCGGCAGCGGCACAAACCUGGACUCUGCUCGUUUCCGUUACCUGAUGGGAGAGAAGUUGGGCAUCCACCCAUCCAGCUGCCACGGUUGGGUCGUCGGAGAACAUGGAGACUCCAGCGUUCCCGUGUGGAGCGGCGUCAACGUGGCUGGUGUGUCCCUUCAGAGUCUGAACCCUGACAUUGGUACCGAUAAAGACAAGGAGGACUGGAAGAGCGUCCACAAGAUGGUGGUUGACAGUGCAUAUGAGGUUAUUAAACUGAAGGGUUACACCUCCUGGGCGAUUGGUAUGUCUGUAGCUGACCUGUGUGAAAGCAUCUUGAAGAACUUGCACAAGUGUCAUCCAGUUUCUACUUUGGUCAAGGGAAUGCAUGGUGUGAAUGACGAGGUCUUCCUCAGCAUACCUUGCAUCCUGGGUAACAGUGGCCUGACAGAUGUUGUCCACAUGACCCUCAAACCAGACGAGGAGAAGCAGCUGGUGAAGAGCGCCGAGACCCUGUGGGGCGUUCAGAAGGAGCUGACCCUGUGAACCGCCGCCUUGUCCAAAAUGUAGCCAGUGUCACAAAGUACAAACCUCAAUGAGUCCUGCCUAUCAAUCUCCUGGCUUCAUAAACCUUACUGCCUUUAACCAUUAGAAAUCUACACGCCAGUCUCAGACCUUUAGACUGUAACACUCCUUAUUUUAGAGGUUUUAGCUCUGCAGAGGCGAAAUCGUUUAUUCCUGUUGUCUUUACAGAGAUCAUCACCCUUUGUAAACGUUCGUGUCUAUGUUCACACUAUUGUUAUUCGAGUAAGAAGCACUUGCGAGCAGGAUGAUGUGCAAUUUGAGUAUUUUAUUCUGAUCUGAGGUCAG
Messenger RNA from Rhinichthys klamathensis goyatoka, 1375 nucleotides. RefSeq names its product lactate dehydrogenase A4 (gene ldha). Gene Ontology annotation, biological process: carboxylic acid metabolic process. Gene Ontology annotation, molecular function: L-lactate dehydrogenase (NAD+) activity. The coding region runs from base 50 to 1051 and encodes 333 amino acids. The record is from RefSeq and is a predicted model, not a curated record. Gene Ontology annotation, cellular component: cytoplasm. The transcript is spliced from 8 exons. NCBI's taxonomy places the organism in Eukaryota, Metazoa, Chordata, Actinopteri, Cypriniformes, Leuciscidae.